AUGGCGGCAGGGGUGGUGCUAGGCGGUAGCAACAACGCCCUGGCGCUUUUCGAAGCCGCUGCCCUUCAAAUAGCCCUUAUUCAACUGUCUGAAUUGUCGCCACCAACCAAUAGCGAGUACUUUGACACUAAGGUGCAACACAUCCCUAACUACGACCCGGCCAUCCAAGACUAUGAGGACGCGCCAGUGGCACAUCCCAAGGCUCGUGCUAGCAUGCAGAGGGUGGUGAUUCCUCUCCUUGAGCAGGCGGCUGCUUUGAACCACUCGGAAGCCCUUGUGACUCUAGGAGAUAUUUAUACUUUUGGCAAUUACUCGGCACCCACCAACUACUCACAAGCAUUGGUCUACUAUGAGCGAGCAAUGGCCAUUCAGACCCAUGGCCAUGCCGCCUUCAUGCUUGGUUUUAUGUAUUCCACCGGCUUAUUUGGAGAAAUCAACUCGAAUCCUGCAAAGGCCCAGCUCUACUACCAAUUGGGUAUGGAGGCCGGUGACCCCAACGCCUUGAUGGCCAUGGCGUACCGCCUAAGCACCGGCAUGGGGUGUCCCAUCAAUUGUGAGUUGUCGUUGGUGUAUUAUUCCCAGUUGGCCAGAAUGGGCCAUCAGUUUCUUAUGAACAACCAGGAUCAAAUAGAGCCCAACGAAGUGUCUUUUAACGUCAAGAUCCCUGACUUUAUAGGAGGAAUCUAUGGGCGUGACGUGAGUGAAACCGGUGACUCGGUGGUGGACUCGAAGAAAAAAAUCUUGUACGAUUUCGAACAGGAGUAUAACAUCGACAACCUUGAUCGGAAAAUUGUCGCCAAGUUCUUCCAUGCCUUGGACGAGUACGACGGCCACUAUAGUUCUCCCAAGAACUUCACCAGAGCAAAGGAGUUACUAGAAGAAUGCACCACCUAUGGUGAGACUCUUGUUGGCUAUAGAACACCGCUGUCCCUCGACAUCAAUGAUAGGUACAGACUUAGCGGGUGCCAUGCUUUACUUGGGCACAUGUACUUCAAGGGCCAAGGUAUUCAGAAAGACGUGGAACGGGCCUACCACCAUCUCCGAGCUCUGACCCGGCUCUACAACACUUCUGAUGCCUUGACUGAUAUUGGGUCUUUGUACGAAGAAGGAUUGGUUGAAGAACGAAUACCAAACCCACAACAAGCCAAAGAAUAUUACUCCCAGGCCAUGGCCAUCGAGGAGACUCAUAAGAAUCACGGCUCUCGUCACAGUGGUAGAUCGUUUUAUAAGAUGGCCAGAGCCCUUAUAAAAGAUUCUCCUGCUGGAGAUAUAAUGACUAGCCCUUUCAAAGAUUACAUCGUGAAGACCAUGCAGAAAGCUGCAUCUAAGGGUGAUACAGCCGCUUUGGUAGAAUAUGCUGAAUUCAUUCAAUCGGGUUAUACCAAUGGCAUCACCAAACCAUAUUCAUGCUAUGGAACCCUGAUUUUUAUGCGUGUGUUUAUGGAACGAUUGCAUGGGGUUUAUUUCCCUCACCUAAGUUACGCAUUGGAGCAGUUAAGUGAGUACAACUACAAAAACGCCUUGCUCGGGUUCCUGAUAGCUGCCGAACAAGGUUUAGACAGAGCUCAGGUGUCAGCUGGUUGGCUAUUAUAUCAGUUGGACAAUUUCCCCGUGAAAAAAACCAAGAAGUUCACUCCCGCACGAGUUUCCAGUGCCAUGAAGUACUUCCAAAGAGCUAGUGAUCAAGGUGAUAUCGAUUCGACUUUAUUCCUUGGAGACCUCUACUUCUACGGAGUCGAAUCAGCUGGCAUUUUUCCCGAUCACGGGAGAGCCUUCAAUUUGUACCACGUAGCUGCCGAUGCAAGGUCUCCCCAUGGAUGUUUCAACUUGGCUUACAUGUACGAAUAUGGAUAUGGUGAUGCUAAUGGCACCGUGGAGUAUCACAUGGCCAAAAGAUAUUACGAUCUUAGUUUGAAGUACAGAGACGACAUUUAUUCUGGUAAUGCCAAUCAAAUCCCUACAUACUUGGCUCUCUUGAAACUUCGAGUCAAGUACUAUAUCUGGGGAAAGAAGAGUAGUUUUGACCUGGAGCAGACUUCUUGGUUAAGCGCAUUUAAGAAGUUGGCUGCAAAAGAGAAACAAGAGACUGCAGCCCGGAAAGAAUCAGAAAUUGCUGAUCAACGUGCCAGGCAACAACACGAAGGAACGAAUGGCAACCCCGAAGAUGAGGAGUUUGGGAUUAUAGACUACUUCUUAUUGGUAGUAUCGGCGUUGAUCUUUGCAUCUGUUAUAGUGAAGACUAUUGUACAACAGUACAGACUUUUCCGUAAUAGAAGACAGGCUAAUGCUCCUGGUGAUGCAAACAAUCAACAAAACGCGAAUGACGAACAACCACAGCCAGCCCAACGUGAAGGGUGGAAUUUAAAUGGUGCUGGUGUUGAAUUCCGCAGAGGGAACUUUGAGUUUCAGUUUAUGGCACUCUAA
Messenger RNA from Yamadazyma tenuis ATCC 10573, 2424 nucleotides. It is a transcript of the gene HRD3, whose product is annotated as ubiquitin ligase complex subunit. Lineage: Eukaryota; Fungi; Ascomycota; Pichiomycetes; Serinales; Debaryomycetaceae. Gene Ontology annotation, cellular component: endoplasmic reticulum membrane. The record is from RefSeq and is a predicted model, not a curated record. Gene Ontology annotation, biological process: ERAD pathway. Gene Ontology annotation, molecular function: protein binding.